AUGGAGUGCGGCGAGGGAAGAGGGAGGGGGAAGGGCAAAGGGGAUGAGAAGGGGAAAGGGAGGAGAGGGGUGGCGGGAGAUGGCAUUGGAGGAGGUGCUGGUGGAGGAGCUGAUGGUGGUGCUGGAGUUGGAGGAGGUGCAGGUAGUGGUGGUGGUGCUGGUGGUGGCGUUGGAGGAGGUGCUGGUGGAGGAGCAGGUGGAGGAAAAGGUGGUGGUGCAGGAGGUGGGGCUGGUGGUGGAGUUGGGGGUGGAGCAGGCGGGAGAGUAGGAGGAAGGACUGGUGGAGGCAUUGGCGGUGGUGCCGGAGGUGGAGCAGGUGGAGGCGUGGGAGGAGAGGCUGGAGGAGGCCUUGGUGGAGGUUUGGAGGUGGGGCUGGUGGCGGAGUAG
Messenger RNA from Coffea arabica (coffee), 387 nucleotides. The record is from RefSeq and is a predicted model, not a curated record. Lineage: Eukaryota; Viridiplantae; Streptophyta; Magnoliopsida; Gentianales; Rubiaceae.